GAUGGAUUAAGAAGAACAAUAAAAUUCUCAGGGAUUCUAAAAUGAAAAACAAGAUCAACCCAUAAUUGAAUAAGCUACAGAAUAUCCAACUAAUAAAAUUGAGAUAUCAAUCACUGAUGCUAUUACAAAGGAUGGUGGAUUGGGAAUUAAAUAUACUGUAUAUUUGAUAAAGGGAUCAGAUAAUUUAGGAAGUUUUGAAGUUUUAAGAAGAUACAAUGACUUUUAUGAACUUAGAGUAGCUUUAAUGAAAAAAUGGCCUGGAUGUUAUAUUCCUCCAAUUCCUGAAAAAUUGUUAGGUAGUGGAAAUGAUACUGAGACUGUCUAAAUAAGAAAACGUUUGAUGGAAAUAUUUUUAAAUGUCCUAACUGAAUUGCCAUAUAUCUAUUAUUCAGAAGAUAUUCAAUAAUUAUUUUUAAGAUCAACAAAUACAGAAAUAAAUAAAGUAAUUAAUUCACAUAAUUUAGAUUUAUUAAUAAUAAAAGUAAGUUACGUCAGCUGACAUCAUAGAUAGAUUCAAGAGAGCAUUUCCUAAUUUAGAUGUUAGAGAUUCAUCAAAUAGUGAGUAUAUGCUAUAAAUAAGUACAUUUUAAGGAUAAUUGAAAAAAUCAUAAGUUCAUUUGAAAUAGUAUAUUGAAUAAUCUUAAAUAGUGGCUUAAUCAAGAAAAUAAAUUUAAAAUGAAAAAUGUAUAAAAUAUUAGUUAUUAAAGUGAAUUUAUUUUUUGGAUCGUUGCCUAUCUAUGAAAAAGUGAAUUUGACAGAAUAUGUAUGUGGUAAAGAGAAUUAACUUGUACUAAGUAAUCCUUAAAACAUUGAAGCAUUCACAAAAUUAUUGGAUUAACUUGUAUAAUUUAAAAGCGAUAUAUAUAAUAGAAAGAAGUUUAUAAAAAAUUUAAUAGUCUAGACAAUAUAACAGAUUUAUUUAGAUAUGAAUUAAAGAAUGCAGAAUCAAUUUAAUAGACAUUAACUUAUAGAGAUUAGUUGCUUAUUUAGAGAGCAAAUUAAGAAUAAAAAAUGAGGGAAGAUUAAGCUGAAUUAGCUAAAAUUGCUGCAGGUAAGUAAACACUAACAACAAUAACAAAUUCUGUAUUUAAUAAAGCUAAGGAUCAAUCAUAAUUAAAGGUUGAAUAGAAAAUAUCUGAAGUAUUAUAUUAUUAUAUUUAUUAGGGUCAAUAAGAAAUUGAAAGAUUAUCUUAAUUGUAUAAUAUUACUACUGCAAUAAUAGCAACAUAAGAAAUAUAGAAGUAUAGAAAAACAAGAAUAAAUCAUUAUCAUAAGUUUUUAAGGUAGGUUUAACAUUAAGAAUAAUAAGUAUAUGAAUGUGAAAAUGAAUUACUUUAAAAAUUAGUAGAGGAAUGUUAAAAUUUAUAGUAAUAAUAAAAUGUUGAAUCAUGA
Messenger RNA from Paramecium pentaurelia, 1392 nucleotides. The record is from the annotation of a GenBank genome assembly. Lineage: Eukaryota; Ciliophora; Oligohymenophorea; Peniculida; Parameciidae.